AUGGCCGAGCGCGGGGGCCCGCUGGAGGCGGCGCCGCUGCCCGCCGAGGUGCGGGAGAGCCUGGCCGAGCUGGAGCUGGAGCUGUCGGAAGGUGACAUCACUCAAAAAGGAUAUGAAAAGAAAAGGGCAAAGCUGCUUGCUCGUUAUGUACCGCUUGUUCCAGGAGUAAACCUGUCUCUGCCAGCAGAGAAUAAGAUCCCUGGGCCUUCACAAACCACGGCUGUGCCCAAACAGAAGUCUCGGCCCACCACCUCCCGCGAUGAGCGCUUCCGCUCAGAUGUCCACACUGAGGCUGUGCAGGCAGCUCUGGCCAAAUACAAAGAGAGGAAGAUGCCUAUGCCCUCAAAGAGACGCUCCGUUCUUGCUCACUCGUCGGUGGGAGCCUACACCCCUCCAGACACGUCAUCUGCCUCAGAAGAUGAGGGCUCUUUACGGCGACCCGGGCGACUUGCCUCCACUCCGCUCCAGAGCCAUCCCAGCGUCGAGCCCUGGCUCGACCGGGUCAUUCAGGGCUCGUCCACCUCAUCCUCCGCAUCCUCCACCUCAUCUCACCUGGGAGCGAGACCUGCCGCUGCUCCCAGCACUGCUGCCGCCACCGCGCUCGCAGGCCUGGUGGCCCACACCCACAUAGAUCUGCAGUCUGCCCCUCCUGAUGUCACCACAGGCCUCGUGGAGCAUGUGCACUAUGAGCGUCCACAAGUGGCUUCUGUGAGAGGCACUCCGCGGGGGUGCAGCACGAGCGUCCUGGAGACAGCAGAUGGUGUCCCUGUGAACAGCAGAGUGUCCUCCAAAAUCCAGCAGCUUCUAAACACCUUGAAAAGGCCAAAGCGCCCUCCACUGAAGGAGUUCUUCGUGGAUGAUUUUGAGGAGUUGUUGGAAGUUCAGCAGCCAGAUCCAAAUCAGCCCAAGCCUGAGGGGGAUCAGAUGGUGGUGCUGAAAGGGGAGCCUCUGUCUGUGGGCGCUCCUUGGCCCCCAUCCCUGCUGGCCGCCCUGCAGCACUGGGGAACAACACAGCCCAAAGCCCCCUGUCUGACUGCUUUGGAUACGGCGGGGAAGGCCAUCUGCACCCUCACCUAUGGCAAACUUUGGAGUCGGAGUUUAAAACUAGCUUAUACUCUACUUAAUAAGCUGACUAGUAAGAAUGAACCACUCCUUAAACCUGGAGACAGAGUGGCACUUGUGUUUCCAAAUAGUGACCCCGUGAUGUUCAUGGUUGCAUUUUACGGCUGUCUCCUGGCAGAGCUGGUUCCUGUGCCCAUAGAAGUGCCGUUAACAAGAAAGGAUGCAGGCAGCCAGCAGGUUGGGUUUCUGCUGGGCAGCUGUGGGGUCACCCUGGCCCUGACUACAGAUGCUUGUCAGAAAGGCCUGCCCAAGGCACAGACUGGAGAGGUGGCAGCUUUCAAAGGUUGGCCCCCCCUUGCCUGGCUGGUGAUUGAUGGGAAGCAUCUGGUCAAGCCCCCCAAGGACUGGCAUCCUGUGGCCCUGGAUGCAGGGACUGGGACUGCCUACAUCGAGUAUAAGACCAGCAAAGAAGGAAGCACCGUGGGGAUCACAGUGUCCCAUGCAUCCCUGCUGGCACAUUGUCGGGCCCUGACCCAGGCCUGUGGAUACUCAGAAGCAGAGACAUUGACCAAUGUGCUGGAUUUCAAAAGGGAUGCUGGGCUGUGGCACGGAGUGCUGACGAGCGUCAUGAACAGGAUGCACGUGGUCAGCAUCCCGUACGCACUCAUGAAGGUCAACCCACUCUCCUGGAUUCAGAAAGUGUGCUCCUAUAAAGCCCAGGCUGCCUUGGUGAAGUCCCGAGACAUGCACUGGUCUCUCCUGGCUCAGCGAGGUCAGAGGGACGUCAGCCUCAGCUCUCUGCGCAUGCUGAUUGUGGCCGAUGGCGCCAACCCCUGGUCCAUAUCCUCCUGCGAUGCCUUCCUCAAUGUCUUCCAGUCCAGGGGUCUGAGGCCGGAGGUCAUCUGUCCCUGUGCCAGUUCUUCCGAGGCACUAACGGUCGCCAUCCGCAGGCCGCCUGAUCUGGGAGGACCUCCUGCACGGAAGGCUGUCCUGUCCAUGAGCGGUCUGAGUUACGGGGUGAUCAGGGUUGACACAGAAGAAAAGCUGUCAGUCCUUACUGUGCAGGACGUCGGUCAGGUGAUGCCUGGAGCUAGCGUGUGUGUCGUGAAGGUGGAAGGGACCCCUUAUCUUUGCAAAACGGACGAAGUUGGAGAGAUCUGUGUCGACUCCAGUGCAACGGGUACUGCAUACUAUGGAUUGCUCGGGAUCACGAAGACUGCGUUUGAGACCGUGCCCAUCACUGCAGGAGGAGUCCCUGUCUCUGACCGGCCUUUCACCAGGACGGGUCUGCUGGGCUUCAUCGGGCCUGACAGCCUGGUGUUCGUCGUGGGCAAGCUGGAUGGGCUGAUGGUGGUUGGAGUUCGCAGGCAUAAUGCAGACGACGUCGUGGCGACUGCCCUGGCUGUGGAGCCCAUGAAGUUUGUCUACAGAGGCAGGAUUGCUGUGUUCUCGGUGACCGUGCUGCACGAUGACCGCAUCGUCCUGGUGGCCGAGCAGCGGCCUGAUGCCUCUGAGGAGGACAGCUUCCAGUGGAUGAGCCGCGUGCUACAGGCCAUUGACAGCAUCCACCAGGUGGGCGUGUACUGCCUGGCCCUGGUUCCUGCCAACACCUUGCCCAAGGCGCCUCUUGGAGGGAUUCACAUUUCCGAAACCAAGCAGCGCUUUCUGGAGGGGACACUGCACCCAUGCAAUGUUCUGAUGUGCCCUCACACCUGUGUCACCAACCUUCCCAAACCUCGUCAAAAACAACCAGAGGUUGGACCCGCCUCCAUGAUCGUUGGGAACCUGGUCGCAGGGAAGAGAAUCGCCCAGGCCUCUGGGAGAGAGCUGUCCCACCUGGAAGACAGCGACCAGGCACGGAAGUUCCUGUUCCUGGCUGACGUGUUGCAGUGGCGGGCCCACACCACACCAGACCACCCACUGUUUCUGCUACUGAAUGCCAAGGGCACGGUCACUAGCACAGCAACCUGUGUCCAGCUGCACAAGCGGGCUGAGAGGGUGGCUGCCGCCCUGAUGGAGAAGGGAAGGCUGCGUGUUGGGGACCACGUGGCUCUGGUCUACCCCCCAGGGGUGGACCUCAUCGCUGCCUUCUAUGGGUGCCUCUACUGCGGAUGCGUGCCGGUCACCGUGCGACCCCCACACCCCCAGAACCUCGGCACCACACUUCCCACUGUCAGAAUGAUCGUGGAGGUCAGCAAGUCUGCGUGCGUCCUCACCACGCAGGCCAUCACACGGCUGCUUAGGUCCAAGGAAGCUGCCGCUGCCAUGGACAUCAGAACCUGGCCAACCAUUCUGGACACAGAUGACAUGCCGAAGAAGAAGGUAGCUAGCAUUUUCAGACCCCCUUCCCCAGACGUGCUCGCGUAUUUGGACUUCAGUGUGUCGACCACUGGGAUAUUAGCGGGAGUGAAGAUGUCACAUGCAGCCACCAGUGCCUUGUGCCGCUCCAUAAAGCUGCAGUGCGAGCUGUACCCCUCACGGCAGAUUGCCAUCUGCCUCGACCCCUACUGCGGACUGGGCUUUGCCCUGUGGUGCCUGUGCAGUGUCUACUCAGGACACCAGUCAGUGCUUGUCCCCCCGCUGGAGCUGGAGAGCAACGUGUCCCUGUGGCUGUCGGCCGUCAGCCAGUACAAGGCGCGUGUCACCUUCUGCUCCUACUCGGUGAUGGAGAUGUGCACCAAGGGGCUGGGUGCACAGACAGCUGUGCUCAGGAUGAAGGGCGUGAAUCUGUCGUGCGUUCGCACCUGCAUGGUGGUGGCAGAGGAGCGGCCCCGUGUGGCAUUGACACAGUCCUUCUCCAAGCUCUUCAAGGACCUGGGGCUACCUGCGCGCGCCGUGAGCACCACGUUCGGGUGCAGGGUCAACGUGGCCAUCUGCCUGCAGGGCACAGCUGGCCCAGACCCUACAACCGUGUAUGUGGACAUGCGGGCUCUGCGCCAUGACAGAGUACGUUUGGUGGAACGGGGUUCUCCACAUAGCCUGCCACUGAUGGAAUCUGGAAAGAUCCUCCCUGGAGUGAAAGUCAUCAUUGCACACACCGAGACCAAAGGGCCCCUCGGGGACUCGCACCUGGGAGAGAUCUGGGUGAGCAGCCCCCACAAUGCCACCGGGUACUACACCGUCUAUGGGGAGGAGGCCCUCCAUGCCGACCACUUCAGUGCCCGGCUGAGCUUUGGAGACAGCCAGACCAUUUGGGCACGGACUGGCUACCUUGGCUUCCUUCGGAGAACGGAGCUCACUGAUGCCAGUGGAGAGCCACACGAUGCGCUGUAUGUGGUUGGGUCUCUGGAUGAAACGCUGGAGCUGAGAGGUAUGCGCUACCACCCCAUCGACAUUGAGACAUCUGUGAUCCGAGCACACAGGAGCAUCGCCGAGUGUGCCGUGUUCACCUGGACCAACCUGCUGGUGGUGGUGGUGGAGCUGGACGGCCUGGAGCAGGAUGCGCUGGACCUGGUGGCACUGGUGACCAAUGUGGUGCUGGAGGAGCACUACCUGGUGGUGGGUGUGGUGGUCCUUGUGGACCCGGGCGUGAUCCCCAUCAACUCUCGUGGCGAGAAGCAGCGCAUGCACCUGCGGGAUGGCUUCCUGGCCGACCAGCUGGACCCGAUCUACGUGGCCUACAACAUGUGAACAUGGUGUGCCUGCCCAGCUGCCCAGUGAGCGUGCUGGGAGUCACGUGCAGGGGGGGCACUGAAGAGCUGCCACGGGGAGGAGGGGCCCAGUCUUCACAGCAGCCUACACAUCCCCCUCAACACUUCCCACUCUCAGUUUAGAAGCACUGAAUUACUUCAAGAAAUGUACUGGAAAGCAGAUGCCCAUAUUGUAACAGAUAGUGACUAGGAAAGGCCUAGUGUGGAGAAAGAGAGGCUAGGAAAGGCCUGGUGUGGAUCAUGAGAGUCGCAGACACUGCAGCUGUUCUCUGCUGUACUGCAAGUUUGCACUUUUAGGCUCAAAAUCUAGUUCCUGAUUGUUAAAAUUUGAUGACUUAUGCCCACUUUAAGUGACAAGGUCAUGUAAAGAGUUUAUCCUGGAGAGAACUCUAAGGCUCCCCCCCUACCCCGCCCAGCAAUGCUCAAAGAAAGGGAGUGUGCCCGCACCAUGGCCACGCAGCACUUGCUCUGCUGGUUUCUUUCUUGAAACCCGAGUGCCCAGUUGUCUGGUUGUUGUUGUUGCUAACACUUAGAAAGAUAAACCAGCAUUCAGUUUGAUCACUUUCCAGGCUUGUAACUUCACACGAGUUAAAGUGCUGGUUUUCAUAACGUUAUUAUAUUCUUUUCAUAUGAAUUAUUUCAUUACAAGUCAACAGACUGGGAAGCAGUGGUGGCAAAGUCUAAAGCUUUGUGUCCAUGGUGCUGUCCAGUGAGUGUCCUGCAUACAGUCAAAGUGUGGUGUGAUGGCCGUGACCUUCCUCAAAGGUGGAGAUGGUUACACUGUCACCGGCUUUUGUGUGUUGAGUUUUAUGCCUACAAAAUUUGGCCAAACCAUUUUCAACUGACUUAAUCUGAUUAAAAUGAGUGAUCUAAUAUUGAACCUAAGUCAAAGAGGAGAAUGCAAGCUCUUUUAGAUACUUCUGAGAAUUUGAAGUCAAGCACGAACCUAGAGAUUAUUUUUAUAUAACUAAUUGAGUGUGUUAAGACCCUGCUGGGUUUUUGUGGGAUUAGGGUGGGCAAGUUUAUGCAUUAUGCAUGCUUCAGAAAGACAAGCAGGCUUUUCCACAUCCACAGCCUGGAUCAGUGCCUAACAAAGCUGUGUCUAGUUCUCUGCAAAGGGCCUGCUCUCCCUAACCAGAGAGGGCAGCGCACACAGCAGCCCUGUUUGCCUGUGGUGUAGCUGGUUGCACCGUACCAGAACCCUAGUCAUCCUGUCAUAGUUACAUACAGAACCUGUGUAACUUUGUGUCUGAAGUACAGAGGUCUUAGCAGGAGACUAAAGAACAUUCCUCAUGAUAGAAUGAAGGGAAGAGAACUACCUAACCCCAACCCUAAUGUAGUUUUACAGCAAAAACAAAUUUUUUGAAUUAAAAGGUCAGUGGCAGUCAAACAAGGUAUCUUGUAAAUCAAGAUUUUUAAAAUGCAUUAAAAUGUUUUAGAAUUGCUCUCUGGGAAUUCUGUAUAUCACACUAAAAAUUUUUAUAUCAUGUUAAUAAAAGUUAUUGA
Molecule: messenger RNA, 6218 nt
Organism: Lepus europaeus (European hare)
Lineage: Eukaryota; Metazoa; Chordata; Mammalia; Lagomorpha; Leporidae
Gene: DIP2A
Product: disco interacting protein 2 homolog A
Exons: 38
Coding region: 1-4692 (1563 amino acids)
Cellular component (GO): cell surface
Source: RefSeq, a predicted model, not a curated record